Naegleria fowleri is the source of this 543-nucleotide messenger RNA. RefSeq lists its product as uncharacterized. NCBI's taxonomy places the organism in Eukaryota, Heterolobosea, Eutetramitea, Acrasida, Naegleriidae. Gene Ontology annotation, molecular function: protein binding. The record is from RefSeq and is a predicted model, not a curated record. The transcript has a single exon. Bases 1 to 543 code for a protein of 180 amino acids.
AUGGACGAUCCAAACUAUAGAAAAGCCAUCAAGUACUUUGAGAAGGCUGCAGAACAAAAUCAUACAAAGGCCAUGUUGGAAUUGGGCUCUAUUUAUGAGGAAGGAAAAUACAGAGUACAAACAAACCUUGAGAAAGCCUUGCAAUAUUACGAACGAGCUGCUGCUCAACUCAAUGAUGAAGAGGCUCUGUAUUAUAUGGGAAGAUUGUACGAAAAAGGACGCCAUGUUCCUCAGGACUUUGGUAAGGCCAUAAAGUAUUUUGAACUCUCAGCUCAGCAACAUCAUUACAAAGCACUUUACAAGUUAGGGAUAAUAUAUAGAGAUGGCAACUUUGGAAGCGUUGUUUCACAAAAUCUCAACAAGGCAAUAUAUUAUUUUGAAUUGUAUCACUAUCCGUUUGUUAAUGAUCCAAUGAUCAAGGAAUUGAGAGUGGCUCGCUUCUUUCAGGAAUUUCAUCGAAGAGCUUUGCAAACAGACGAAAAUGGUCGGAAAACAUUCUGUGAUACGACUAUUGUGUGCGCAAUGGAUUCAUUGCUUCGUUGA